AUGAAAGUGAAUUUAUUAAUAGCCCUCACGCUAUUGGCAGUUAUUGCUGCCAGCAACGCCGUGGAAGUUCGUCCUCUUGGUAGAUACGGUCAGAAGCGUGCUGUGGAAAGUGAACAGAAAAAGGAUAUACAGUUAGUAGCAGAAAAAACUGAGGACGCGCCGAUUGAAGAGAAAUCAGACAAACAGUCAGAGUCCUUAUCACCGUCUUCAGCACUCGAUGAGCUGCAGCGGAAGGAAGAUGUUGGCAAGGAUGUGCACAAACGUGGCAUCUACUACAAUGGUGGCCUAGGCUAUGGUGCACAUGCUGCCCAAGCCGCAUACUGGCCUAAAUCCUAUGCCGCACAUUAUGGAUAUAGUUUGAACUUGCCAGGCGCCUCUGCCUUUUCCAAUGUAGCCGCACACGCGCACGCCCACGCUCAUACACCCGUAUACGCGACUGCUCCAGCUUUCGUUCAAGCACCUGCCUACUCUCACGGACCCGUGUACGCCGCACAUGCCCACGCGCCCACAAUAUUGAAGUAUCCAAGCGCUGGAGGCUAUCAUAUUAAACAGUUUGCCGCUGGUCCCGCCGCGUUUCCUAUCGCCUCAUAUGCUGGUUCUAACAUUGGAUUAGGCAACACUGCCAUUGGUUUUGGUACUGCAGCUGCUGUACCCGCUGUUGCGCCUCCGGCUGUGCAGACAUUACCGCAUUUGCAUGUUACUCCGUUUGCGCCCGCUGCUGCACCCGCUGUGGCACCUGUGGCGCCCGCCGUCGCAACUGCUGCUCCUGUUUCGCCAUUCGUCUUGCGUCCUGGUGGCGCUGUCGUUUCUUCAUACAGCGUAAACUAUCCUCGUUUCCCUCAAAAACCAGUAGUAGCUGUGCCGAAUCUUACCCCCGUCCAACCGGUGGCUCAUGUGCACCCAGUGCAACCGGUACAGCCGUUACAACCGGUACAGCCGUUACAACCGGUACAGCCGUUGCAACCGGUCCAACCGUUGCAACCAGUGCAGCCAUUACAACCAGUACAGCCGCUUCAACCAGUGCCGGCUUUAUCGCCAGUACAUCCGGUUCAAACGGUCCAUUCUGUUGUGCAAGUACAACACACGACUCAUCCUUUGACAUCUGUACAGCCGCUACAUCAGUAUCCUCAUUAUUUCCAGACGAGCUUCGUUCAGCCACAACGUAUCCCUGUCACUGUGCCAGCCGCGCCUGUGCCCGCAAUACCAGCCAUUCCUGCCGUACCGCUUUCACCGAGUUUCCCUGCCGUGCCCAGUUUUCCUCCAGCGCCCGCUUUGCCCGCAAUUCCCACAUUCCCCUCAGCACCAGCUUUUCCUAGCAUACCCGUAGUGCCUGCAGUUCCCAGCACGCCAGCUGUGCCAACCACGCCCACAGUGAGCAUACCAACGGUACGUCCCACGGCUUUGAAUCCCAACCCUGUUUUUCCUAUCGGUGUUCAACCACCCCGUCGGCCCGAGCAAUCACCCACCUUCGUAAGUAUACCAGUGCAACCAGAGGCGCAGUUUCCACCCCUUGUACCGUUGCCCGGUUCGCAAAGACCGGAAGGUGGUAGCGCCGAGGCAGCACCGCAAAUCCCAAGCAUUCAACCAAUCGCUGCACCACAGCCUGAGCCCGAAUUGCCCGCUGUACAAGGAGCUGAGGAGCCCUGGAAACCAAUACUUUCCUACGGACCACCCAGUGUUAACCGACCAGCGCUAACUCUAUUGCCGCCCUAUGGUAGCUCGCCGGGAGAGGCUUACUUGCCACCAGUCGCUUCGGCGCAACAACAGCAAUACCAGCAGCAGCAACAGCAGGCUGGACUUUUCGAUAACCUAUCGGAUUCAGAAAUCGAACAAAUAUUCGCACAGGCGGCCAAUUUAGCAGCGAAGCAUGCGCCGCAACAUCAACACCACCGCACUUUCUCUCACUAUUAG
This is a messenger RNA of Bactrocera tryoni, 1911 nucleotides long. RefSeq names its product proline-rich protein 36. Bases 1 to 1911 code for a protein of 636 amino acids. Lineage: Eukaryota; Metazoa; Arthropoda; Insecta; Diptera; Tephritidae. The transcript is spliced from 2 exons. The record is from RefSeq and is a predicted model, not a curated record.